Molecule: messenger RNA, 261 nt
Organism: Cooperia oncophora
Lineage: Eukaryota; Metazoa; Nematoda; Chromadorea; Rhabditida; Trichostrongylidae
Source: the annotation of a GenBank genome assembly
AUGUCAGUGAUCUCAGGCCUUAGUGAAUACAAUAUGUUUUAUGUAAACCAUCAAGUGUACUCGAUCGUCUCGCUAGUUACCUUGACGGAUUUUUUUCUUGUGAUAUCGGCAGCUUCAGUAUUGCUAUGCUCCAGACAGCACACGAAAAAGACUAUUGAAGAGGAGAACGAAAGAGCAAGUGUGGGGAAGGACGUUAUGGUGCGUCCACCGAGAGCAGUAUUUAACGAUAGCGACGAAGGAAAUUUUGACGGUGGUGAGUAA